AUGACAUUCUUCUGUGCUAAUUGUGGUAAUUUAUUGGUUGUUGAACGAGGAACUGAAUUAUAUUUUAAAUGCAGUACUUGUCCUUAUAAAUUUACAUUUAAUAAAAAAAUUGUAUAUGAGUCAGAACUAAAAAGAAAACAAAUUGAUGCUGUGUUAGGUGAAGAACAAUGGAAAAAUGCUCAAAAAACUGAAAUUAUUUGUGAAAAGUGUGGAUAUAACUCUGCUUAUUUCAUGCAAAUUCAAAUCCGAUCAGCUGAUGAACCAAUGACAACCUUUUAUAAAUGUGCUAAUUUUGAUUGUGGAUAUCAGUGGAGAGAUGGAUAA
Entamoeba dispar SAW760 is the source of this 324-nucleotide messenger RNA. RefSeq names its product DNA-directed RNA polymerase III subunit RPC10, putative. Gene Ontology annotation, molecular function: nucleic acid binding; zinc ion binding; DNA-directed RNA polymerase activity. The transcript is spliced from 2 exons. Bases 1 to 324 code for a protein of 107 amino acids. Gene Ontology annotation, biological process: termination of RNA polymerase III transcription; DNA-templated transcription. Lineage: Eukaryota; Evosea; Mastigamoebida; Endamoebidae. The record is from RefSeq and is a predicted model, not a curated record. Gene Ontology annotation, cellular component: RNA polymerase III complex.